AUGAGUCAGACGAAGCUUUUGAGCAGCGGAAACUUAGACUGGAGUGAGAUCAUUCCGUAUGAAUUAACAGUCUCUCCCCACGAUCGAAACUCAACAAUCACUGCCUCUGAAGUGAUCAUCGCGUCUGCUUCUGGACUGUUUUACUUCAUUUUAUUCAUGGUCGGCGUCCUUGGCGUUUGGAUCAAGUCCUGCGCCAGGUUAUGCUCCUCUCAAGGAACUUUCUUCGUUUUCUUUAUUGGCGUGUUGAUCGCUUCCGUAAAUGUCUUCACCAAUUCAGACAACCUAGAGGUCAGACUCUACUUCCGUUCAUCUUCAGCCAUUGUUAUUGGCAUAGCUUACUUUCUGUUUGGAGCUUUUCUUUUCUUUUCAGUGCCAAGGGAAGGAGAACACCCACGGACGAUGGGCCACCAACAGCCUUCGAUGGGGUGUGUUAUCGGAAUGAUAACAUUGCCCCUGUUUUUAAUCGAAGCCUUGCUUUUAACUUUUACCUGUACAAAGGAAACUAAGAAGUCGUUCGAGGCCCACGAUCCUUCUGGGGAAUUAUGGAUUUUAGUUAUAACAGACAAAUCAGUAUUUCUCCUUCAAAAGUCUAUUCAGAUGGGCAUGUAUUUUUAUCUGCGUGCCACGACUCUUGUAAACGACGAAUACAAGGAUACCGCCGAGUUUUAUUUUAGACUACUGUCUUUCUUCAACUUGAUCGAGUGGAUUGACGCUCAGGUGAAUGGGGAUAAUGAUGUUUUAUUAAGCGGACCCAUUAUUGCAAAACUAGAUGGCUGGUUGGACGUAUUCAUAGUACUUUAUAAAGCUUUGAUUAUUGAUUACCGUUUACUAUGUAGCUUGCUCUUCCUGGAACAUUCCAUAGAGAUUGCAACUGAAGCCGCCGAUGAGAACCAACAAAAUAAUGCUCCAACAAUUAGUAACAUGACACCAAGGAAUCAACUGAGAAUGUGUGGUGGAUAUAUGAUGGGUGGUUUGUUCCUUACUGCCCCUCUGUUCUGUGCCCUUCAAUAUCUGGACAUCCUUAAUAUAAAAGGAUGGGUGGAGAUAUUCGCCAUUUUUGUCAACGUGGCAAUCUUAAUUUUUGGAACAUGCUUUCUUCUUAGCAAUAACUUAGAGGAUGGUGGAAAUAAAGAAGCACCUGGGGUGAAGACCAUGGUAAGUUGAUUUGCUGAUUUUACUAAACCUAGGCCUAGUGCCUAAAUCCUCUAGCUUGGCUUAUAGUUGUUGCUAAUGAAAACGGUUAAAAUAAUCUGAUUUGAGAAUGCACCUUCGGAAAUACGAACUUUUCACUUCAAUAUUGACAACAUUUAUCUUUUACUUCGUUUAUUUACAAUAAGAGGUUUGUUUAUCUUUAUGCUUAAUUUAGCUACGAUUAUUCAAUACUAUUACGAGAUAUGACUUUAUAGGAGACCAAGACUUUAGGAAAUUUAAAUGAAAUGUUACGCCGUUUACUAGAACAAACUGCUAAACAAAUGUCAUUGAGCAAAAUUUUAUAAACAGUAAAAGGUUGACUUUUUACUAUUAAGUUAUAAUAUUAUUACACAGCAGGUUGCAAUCCGUUUACCCUUUAUGUCAACUUGGAUCGAAGAAUUACAGUCAAACCUCCAUUUGCGACCAGCAGUUUGUAAGCGACCACCAUCAUAUAUCACAAAAAUUUUUAUCCUGUAAUAGAGUCCUAUUUUUAAAACUUCUCGAAAAUUACCACCUCUUCUGCGCGACCACUUUCUGGGCUGACCAUUUUAUAGAUUUGCAUAGCCUGCGUAGCAUGGCGGUUUUGGUUGGGCGCGCUGAGUAACAUAGGCGGCGGUCAGGCGGGCGAGGGCAGAGAAAUCGCGAGGAGAUUGGGGCGGGAGUUAUUUUUCUCAUGGCGUCGCCGUUUGUUCGAUCGCCCUUUCGCGCGCGUUUUGGCGGCUUCGCCGCUCAGUAGUGCUCCCGACAAAACCGCCAUGCUACGCAGGCUAAGAUUUUCGUUGCUUUGGAUCUCUUAGAUGCAAUCACGUGAUGCAAUUAUUAGUCUGUUCUCUUCGCUUAUGUAUGUCACUACGCCACGCACAAGUAUACGAAAAACUUUACAUGACAAAGUGGAACUACACGUAUGGUAGCUUAAAAAUAGCACGCAAUAAAUUCUGUUCUAAAACGUACACAUGUGUGAAGAUCUUCUUAAAAUUGGCCCCCUAUUGUUCGAUUCUCGUAAGCGUUUUUGGAUGGUCUCUUACGGGAGGUUCGACUACACUUGCAUAUUCUAAAAAACUAUGGUCAUAGAUUGCUAACCGUGCAAGAUUCCAAGGUUUAAAAUACAUAAUAUUUAACACAAGAGAAAGAUUUCUGACAUCGGUGUCCAAAGACCUUGAGCUCGAUUGCCCCUCCAUUUCUUCAAUACACUUUUCUUUUUCAACCUUUCUUGUUUCUUAUUUUUACAUCACAAUGUAUUUAAAAAAAUAUGAUAUUUGUAGCGACUAAUCUCACAGACCGUACAGAAGAAGAAACCACAAAAGCUGAAGACAGGAGCCGAUUCGGCUCCUGCUGAAGAGGAUUAUCUUCAACUAUUUGUUCUUCGAAGAGAAUCAAAUUCUUAUUGAAUUAUCUUAAGACGUUUUCUCUAACAUUUUCUAAUCUUUUUUUUAGGUUUGCUGCUUAGGUGCAGUUGGAUUUAUUUGUUGGUUGAUAAAAGGAGCCAUUGCCGCUUACUGGGCAGCUACUGCGCAUGACCGAGCUGAAUGGGAUGCUGCAAAGUUUUGUUUUCGUGGAUGCACAGCAGCAUUCCUUAUGUAUUUACUCAUGAAAGUUAACGCAAAGGCCCUGCCGUUACAAAAUCCAACCUCGACAAAAAAUCACUUUUUGGUUCCCAUUCUUCUGUUAGGCAUGUUUUCCAUGUUCUUGGCAACGUUGAUUGAUCAGUACCUUGGACCGUUCGAGAAAAAACUCAGGUUAUACAAUAUUUAUUCAGUUUAUCAUUCUGAAACGCACUUAAUUAUAUCUGGAGUGUAGAAUCAAAUUUUAAUUCUCAAACGGCAAACAACAGGUUCAAGUUGCUGACAACUCUCAAAUUAGAAAAUGAGCAAAUAAAUAGAUCAGUUUUGGAUGAAACUAUUAAUUUUUGAGGAGAUAUAACGAACUGUUAACCAGUUAAGAGAAAACGUGGUCACGUGAUGUUAUCGUUUGCGUAAACGAGAUUGUUAAAUCUCUCCUAUAAUUUGGGAAUAACUCUGAACUUGUCAUCUAACUGUCGUGAACGUUCCGUUUUGAUGUUUCCAAAGAAACAUUAACUAUUUGAGAAGUUGUAUCAGACACCCAAAGUAUUUCACACGCUAAAUACGUCAAACAUAAAAGAAAAUGGCAAAAACAUUCCCUCUCCAUCUCGCGUCUGUUUGUCUAAAUACUUGCUGAAGUGUCCUCCUAAAUUAUCUGAGGCUCUUCGGGCAAAGUAAGCUUGAAAUCAUAUCGUUUUGCAAGCCUAAAACCAGAGAGAUACGCUUCUCCGCAGGCUUCUCUGUGUUUUCGAUUUUGGAUCAAAAAUAACAGAGCGUUUCAGUUUCAUCAUUACUUCAAACGCGAUGAAAACAGCGGUAUGACCAACUUCGAAAUCUUGAAAAUGAGAAGUACUCAGAGGGAGCUGAGUUACGUGCUUUUCUGUUUGUCGUGAUCCAAUGAAACUACACUGUUUUACAGUUUUUGAAAUCUGUUAAUACCCAAACCAUCAGUACAGGGAGUGAUUCUCUCUAAGAUAGCAUACGACAUUCUUUGGUCCUCCAAAUUAAUUGCUUUCCUGAAUUAAGAGCGGUAGGGACCUGAGCUCAUAAUGCUGAACUCUUGAAGUGCGGUUCUUGGGUGUCCUUUAAAAGAAAGUUUACUGAAACGUCAAACCACAAGUUUGUCAAAUUUGCAUAGCUAAGAUAUAUCUGAAGUAGUAUAUCUGUAGUAGGCUUUUUCAGGUUAUUUCGCACCCAUUUUUUUAUUUAGAAAACGGAAAUACGAAAGUGGAAAUGAUCGUUGCAGUUGAAUAAAAAACCUAAUAAGUUGAAAAAAACCUGAAAAAAAAAAUUCAGUGGUCUGCUAUCCAGUUGGCUUGAUUAGCUUAAUGGAUAGAGCGUUGCGCCCGGUCAUCGCAAAGGUGGUGGUUCGAUUCCUGGUCAAGCCUUAUUUUUUUUUCAGGUUCUUUCAUAUCUUUAUCCGGAGUUCACAAUAUGAGUCACUUCAUAUAUUUCCAAAACUGAAACACGUUGAUAAGAAAGGAAUAUCUAUAGUUACAUGCGCCUUGCGAUUAUCAGGUUGAGACCUCGAGAUGUUUGAAAAGCACGAUUUGAAUAACGAUUUCCGAAUUCCUCCCUAGGCGACUUUAUAUCAUUGUCUCAUCUUAAGGUUUUUCUCUUAUUCGUAGAAGUGAAAUCGAUGAACAGAGCUUGGAGAUUCUCUUGGAGGCUGGUCCACCAAUGUAUCUUGGAUUCUUGAUUCAUCUGGUUUUGCACUUUAUAGUAAUCCAAUCAAGAAUCCGCAGACGACGACAA
This is a messenger RNA of Porites evermanni, 4505 nucleotides long. Lineage: Eukaryota; Metazoa; Cnidaria; Anthozoa; Scleractinia; Poritidae. The record is from the annotation of a GenBank genome assembly.